Molecule: messenger RNA, 915 nt
Organism: Spirodela intermedia
Lineage: Eukaryota; Viridiplantae; Streptophyta; Magnoliopsida; Alismatales; Araceae
Source: the annotation of a GenBank genome assembly
AUGGGGAACCACAAGUUCAGGAUGGCCGACAUGAUGCCCAAUGCAUGGUUCUACAAGCUCAAGGACAUGAGCAAGGGGGGUAGGAAAGUCAACCCUCCGCCGCCAAGGCCGACGGUGGAAGCGCAGCAGCCCUACCAGCCGGGGAGAAGCUCCUACUACAUCCCUAGCCAGCAGGAGCUUCUCCCCAAUACUCCGGUCAACCCCAGAGUCUCCCACACCCAUUUUCCCCUCGACCCACCGCGGAAAUCCAAGAAGACACGCCGGGGGACUAGCAGGCCCUCUAGCAGGUUCCUGACGUCCGUCUCCAGCGACGAGAACGGCGGUGAAGUCCCCUUCUCCGACAAGCUUAUCGUCUCAGAAAGCUACGACCACUGCGGCUCCAGCGGCGACUCCUCCGCCGCCGGAAAGCCCAACGAGGAGGAAGAUUUGUCAAGGCCCCCCCCGGUCCGCCUCCCUCCAAUUCUCACAAAACCCCCCAGGAAAGGAGACGACAGGAAGAUCCGCUCCCCCUCCUUCAGGAGAUCUCCUGACGGUGUUCAAGGUCUGAGGAUGCGGCUCAGCUCUCCGAGGCUGGCCACCAAGAACAUCCAAGCCCAGCGGGGCAGGAGGUCUGCGGCAUCGGCGGCGUCCGCGGCGUCGGCGGGGGGUUCGGCCCCGAGGAAGUGCCUCACCCAGAGCUUCGCCGUGGUGAAGUUCUCCUCCGACCCUCAGAGGGACUUCCGAGAUUCCAUGGAGGAGAUGAUCGCAGAGAACAACAUCAACUCCUCCAAAGACCUGGAGGAUCUCCUCGCCUGCUACCUCUCCCUCAACUCCAACGAGUACCACGAUGUCAUCGUCAAGGCCUUCGAGCAAAUCUGGUCAGAUCUCACUGACCGCAGACGCCAUGAAUCUCACAAGCCGAGACACUGCAGAUAA